AUGGUGCCAUACAACAAGCAUAAGCUAUCUUUUAAAUCUAUUCCAUGUGUGUUUAUUGGUUAUGAUGAUCACUAUAAAGGUUAUCGUUGUCUUGAUCCCUUUUCAGGUCGCAUUUAUAUAUCCCGGAACGUGACUUUUGAUGAGACUAGUUUUCCUUACAAGCAGCCCCAGAAUACAUCUUCAUUGCCCUUUGGUGGACUUCACUUUCUCCCUCAUACCAUUCAGCCCACACCUACAACCCAAUCUGAUCUAGGGCCCAGCACCUACUCCCCACAAAUUCAACUUCCAGAUUCCUUAGCAAAUAAUACUCCCCGAAGCCCAUCACCGUCCACUACCUCUUCUAGCCCGCCUGGCUUGUUCUCACACAAUACAACACCCCAAGCGAUUUCCUCUCCAUCUAACCCACACACCCCUUCACUUGCGAGUCCUUCCUCAUCGCCAUCACCAAAAUCCACGAACCCACCCUCUGAAUCGGCUUCUCCAUCACCAAAAUCUACAAACCCUCCAUCACCAAAAUCCACGAACCCAUCACCGUUCACUACCUCAUCACACAUGUUUUUCACGAACCCACCCUCUGGAUCAACUCCUCCUUCUUCACCUAUUGACCCAUCUAUUCUUCCCAAUUCUCUAGAUACACCAAACCCUCCACAAAAAUUCAAGUCUCUCAACUCCAUCGUUCAUUUCGGUCCUGGAACAAAACCACUCUACUCUAAGACCAGCCCUCAUCCCUUACCUCAUGCUUUACUUGCCGAGUGUUCUGAUCCCAUGUCCAUUGAACCUACGAGUUUCACCCAGGCUUCCCAAUCCACCCACUGGCGAGCUGCAAUGAAGGAUGAAUAUGAUGCCCUCAUGAGAAAUCAGACAUGGUCCUUAGUUCCUGCAACCUCAUCUAUGAAUAUUGUGGGAUGCAAGUGGGUCUUCAAAGUUAAACGGAAAGCAGAUGGCUCGAUUGAUCGAUAUAAGGCUCGCCUUGUUGCCAAGGGAUUUAAUCAAAAAGAAGGCUUUGAUUAUGAAGAAACAUUUAGUCCGGUCGUCAAACCAGCCACUAUUCGCACUAUUUUAUCUAUUGUUGUUUCUUAUAAUUGGUUGCUUCAGCAACUUGAUGUUUGCAAUGCUUUCUUGAAUGGGUAUUUGCAAGAAGAGGCACCCCGAGCUUGGUUCCAACGCCUUAGUACCUUUCUUCUUGCUCAGCGGUUUGUUCACAGCCGCUCUGAUGCCUUCUUAUUUAUUCGCCGCUCUUCUUCUUGCACGAUGUAUGUUCUCAUAUAUGGGGACAAUAUCAUUGUUACUGGGUCUAAACCCAAGAGUGUCCAUCAGUUUAUUGAUACAUUAUGUUCCACUUUCGACAGCAGAAGAAUGGGUGAGCUCAAUUUUUUCCUAGGCAUGGAAAUUAAUCAGUUUUCUGACACUCUGUUUCUCUCUCAAACAAGGUAUGCGGUUGAUUUAUUGAAACGGUUUAAUAUGACUGAGUGCAAAUCAUGUCCUACACCAUUGCCCUCUGACACUCGGUUGUCUUGUAUGGAUGGUGAUCCCUUGCCUGAUCCAUCCACCUAUCGCAGUAUGGUGGGUGGCCUACAGUAUCUUACCUUGUCACGACCUGAUAUUUCUUUUGCCGUCAACCACGUGUGUCAGUUUAUGCACAACCCUCGCACUUCCCAUAUUCAGGUUGUCAAGCGCAUUCUCCGGUAUAUUAAAGGCACGCUUGAGAAAGGGCUCAUUUUUCACAAGUCUAAUGAUUUCACUUUACGGAGCUUCUUGGAUGCUGAUUGGGCUGGUUCCGUUGAUGAUCGACGCUCUACCACUGGUGCUUGUAUCUUUCUCGGUCCUAAUCUUCUCACAUGGACUGCCAAGAAACAGUCUACUGUUUCUCGCUCUAGCACUGAAGCCGAAUAUCGAGCUCUUGCCAACACUGCCGCUGAAAUCCGAUGGUUUGGUUACUUGUUUCGUGAACUUGGCAUUCCCCUUCAUUCUGCACCAUGCAUAUAUGUUGAUAAUAUUUCUGCAAUCUAUAUGGCUGCCAAUCCUAUUUUCCAUGCUCGCACACGACACAUUGAGAUUGACUAUCACUUUGUCUGUGAACUCGUUGCUCGGAAAGUGCUUCAUACUCUUUAUGUUCCCUCCUCUCAUCAACUUGCUGACAUAUUCACUAAAGGUCUUAAUCGUGAUCGGUUUUCUCUUCUUAAAUCCAAGCUUAAUCUUCGCGUUGCUCCGUUGCGCUUGCGGGAGGGUAAAGAGAAUCAUGAUGCAGAUCAUGAUUCCAAACAAUCAGCCCAUUCCAUGCACUCAGUCGAUCCCACUAAAUCAGCAUUGACAGACUCCCCAUCACAAGAUCAGCUUCAUCCCAGCUAG
Prunus armeniaca (apricot) is the source of this 2349-nucleotide messenger RNA. Lineage: Eukaryota; Viridiplantae; Streptophyta; Magnoliopsida; Rosales; Rosaceae. The record is from the annotation of a GenBank genome assembly.